This is a messenger RNA of Fusarium musae, 3069 nucleotides long. RefSeq lists its product as uncharacterized. NCBI's taxonomy places the organism in Eukaryota, Fungi, Ascomycota, Sordariomycetes, Hypocreales, Nectriaceae. The transcript is spliced from 6 exons. The coding region runs from base 1 to 3069 and encodes 1022 amino acids. Gene Ontology annotation, molecular function: ubiquitin binding. The record is from RefSeq and is a predicted model, not a curated record. Gene Ontology annotation, biological process: double-strand break repair via homologous recombination; protein deubiquitination.
AUGGCUAAGAAGGCACGCCAGAGAAUCAGUUAUGUCCUCGAAAAUGCCAAAUCAUCUGAAGGCGGCCAUCGUCUAGGUGUCAAUGGCCUUGCCGUCGACAACGACAAUGCGAUUCUAUACUCAGGUGGCCGAGAUGGCAUAGUAUGCGCUUGGGACCUGAACCUCGACCUCAAAGGCCGCAGCGAUAUUACCGACCCGACGCCUGCCAAUUCCGAAGACAAGAAGCCGAAGCACACGACCAAGUUUCGCGCUCAGACUCACGCUCAUAUGCACUGGAUCAACGACAUUGCCCUCGCUCAAAACAAUACUGCCCUCGUAUCUGGCUCAUCUGACCUUACAGUCAAGGUUUGGCGACCGUAUUCUGAUGAGGACAAAAACCGCACCGAGACGAUAGGCGAACAUGCUGAUUAUGUCAAAUGUGUUACAACCCCGCCCCCAGAUAUGGGCGCAAACUGGGUCGCAUCCGGUGGUCUGGACCGCAAAAUUUGCUUAUGGGAUCUCAAUGGCGCUGGAAAGACACUCGAGAUUGACGUGCAGGGUGAAGAAAUUGCCGAGAAAGGUUCUGUCUAUGCCCUUCGUGUGGGGAGAAAUAUCAUGGCGAGUGGUGGUCCCGAGAAGACGGUGCGCUUGUACGAUCCCCGAACUGGUGAUAAGGUUUCAAAACUUGUUGGUCAUGUCGACAAUAUCCGUGCUAUUCUUAUAGACGAUGCUGGCGACACAAUUUUGAGUGCCAGUGCCGAUAAAACGGUCAAAAUGUGGAGCAUCAAGAACGGUCGAUGCAUGUACACUUUCUCCAUGCACGAUGAGAGUGUUUGGUCACUCUUCUCGGAUGACCCGAGCCUGGGUGUCUUCUACAGUUCUGAUCGCUCGGGGUUGGUCGCCAAAACAGAUGUGCGCGGUAGCCUUGAGGAUAUGGAUGAUGGCCUGAGUCUAGCUGUGGCGCAUGAGCAUAUAGGAGUGGGCAAGGUUGUCGCAGCUGGAGGUCACAUUUGGACAGCAACGAAUAGGUCAUCAAUUAACCGAUGGGAAGACGUUGACACGGGCACCAACAUCCAGCUUCCGGAGUCUGUUCGACAACACAGAGCUACAUCGAAUGCUUCUAGCAGACCCCGCGAGACUUCUCCUCCGGCUACUACUAACGGAACUGCAAAGAAGGAGAUCCCAGCUGAGUCCAUCUUGCGUAUUUCUGCAGCUGCUUCUUUCCCUGCGCGAUCUGGUCCAGAUCCCGAUUCUGCCACUAUCACGGAUGCUACUGCACGGAAGGGGUCCGAAGCCAUUAUAGAUUCUUCAGAGCCCGAAAUCAAACCCAUCCAUGCAGUGGCUGAGGAAACGAUUGAGGGACAAUUCGGAUUGCUCAAGCAUAGGCUACUCAACGAUAGGAGGCGUGUGUUGACGUCAGACACAGCUGGCGACGUAUUACUAUGGGAUUUGAUCCAGCAUUUGGAGGAUGUGGAGCAUCUCGUCAACACCGUUGAGGCCGUGGCUCCUUGGUGCUCUAUCGAUCUCAGCUCGGGAAAUCUUACUGUGGUUCUAGAGCCCUUUAAUUGUUUCGAUGCUGAAGUAUACGCAGACGAGCUAGAUUUGCCAGAUAAAAUAGAAUUUCGAGAGGACCAGAGAAUCAGCCUUGGAAAAUGGAUCCUUAGGUAUCUCUUUGCCGAUCUCAUUGAUGAAGAGGUCAGAAGAGAUGAGGCACACCGUCAGAAACUCAAUGAGGGUCUUGAGGCGAGGCAAAUUGCCAGUGGAGGAACUACUGAAGUUGCUCCAUUAUCGAUAUCAUUACCAAAGUCAGCCAUCCCGGACUGGGAUAACGCAGACCAGGUUACUCCAAAGCCCAAUCUCUAUCCUAAUACUCCAGGUCUAGGCAUUGGUUUGGCAACGCCUGGUCCAAGCAUUAUGUCAGGCCCAAACAGCUUGCCCGAUGUUCCUGAAAACGCGGCCACAAGUCCAAUGACUCCUAUAGAAAAGAGAACCUCGCAUGUCAGCCGCCCUUCGACAGAGAAGGAAGACUACUUCACAAGUCCCCUACAGCUGCUCGAAUCGGCAGUCAAGGCAGCAAGCAUGGUGUCAACCCCCACGCAGAACGAGGCGGACUCCAAGAAGUCUAUAGAUGGUGAUAAAGAUAAGGAUAAAGAUAAGGACAAGGACAAGGCGGACAGUGCAAAGUCCCCAAGCACACCAUUUGGCAAGAAGAAGUUUAGGAUGACUUUUGGCACCAAGAAGCUUUCAAGGUCGGCGUCCCAGGCCACCACAGAGAAGCCUGCGAUUGUGGAGGAGAAGACAGAAGAGUCCGAGUCUUCGUCUGUCCAUGAAAAAGAGAAGGAGGUUGAUGACAGUUUCUUUGGCACGAUUCAGAAGAUCCACCAGGAAUACGAGCGGCAACUAGCCGACAACCCUGACAAGCCGGUCGAGUCACGAGUGGUACCCAGUUUGCCUAGUGAUACACCCGUUCUGAAGCUCCCGCCAGGAACUAAGGUGGUUAUUCAAGAGGAGACCACAGGAGGCAGCGCCAACUUGUAUCAGGGCACUGUCCAGGACGUUGGCAAGGACGCAGAUAUUAUCGAACAGAAGGCUCCCAUGUGGCUGGGUGAUGUUCUCCUUCAAAACACACUCCCCUUCAAAGAGCCCGUAAAGGUUUCGUUCGUCUUGUAUCCGAUGGACGACACUCUCCCAGCUAUUGCUUCAACCGAUGGAAACAACAGGCUCAAUGCUAACCGCAUGCUUCGAGUCAAGAAGAUUCUCUCAUAUGUUGCAGAAAGGAUUGAGCCUCCACUUGAGGAGCCCGAAGAGAGCCCUAUGAAGCCAGAGGAGUAUUUAGAACUGUACUGCAACGAACAGUUACUUUCCCCUGUUACGACACUGGCCACUCUCCGAACUCAUCUGUGGAAGGGGGGCAACGAUAUUGUCCUUCAUUACAAGGCCAAUGGCAAAAAGGAGAUUCGACCAUUCCCACCGCCUCCAGAGCCUAAGCCUGCUGAGCCCGAAGAAGCUCAAGACGGCGCUGCAGCUGACGAGGCAAAUACUAAUGGUCAAGUUCCUCCCCAGCCUCAAGCCCAAGCCCAAGCCAGCUGA